AUGGAAGUUUUUAGUAAAGUAGAAGUGAAUAUUCCCAUGCUGAAGGUGAUCAAACACAUUCCUAAGUAUGUAAAAUUUUUGAAGGAUUUAUGUAUUUACAAAAAGAAGCUCAAAGGUGUUGAGUUGGUAAAUGUAGGGGUGAGUGUUUCUGCAUUAUUUCAGUCUAUGCCACAGAAAUGUAAGGAUCCAAGGGUGUUCACUAUUCCAUGUGUGAUAGAGGAAAAUAGUUUUGAAGAUGCUAUGCUAGAUCUUGGAGCAUCUAUUAAUGUCAUGCUGAAAUUAGUAUUUCAAGCUCUUGGAAUUGGUCCUCUUCAAUUAACAGGGGUUGUGAUUCAAUUGGCAAACCAAAGUUUUACCCAUCCAGUAGGAGUGAUUGAAGAUGUGCUGGUCAAGGUUAAGGAGCUGAUUUUUCCUACAGAUUUUUAUGUUCUGGACAUGGAGGGUGAUACAUUGUCAAGUAGUGUACCAAUUAUUCUUGGGAGACCAUUUUUGAAAAUAGCAAAGACUAAGAUUGAUGUUCAUGUUGGAACUUUAUCGAUGGAAUUUGGAGAUACUGUGGUUCAGUAUAACAUCUUGGAAGCUAGGAGAUAUCUAAUGAAGGAUCAUUCUUUGCUGAGUAUUAAGUUGUUUGAUGAGUUGGAAGAUGGUUUAGUUAGUUAUUUGUUGGAGUUUGCUACCCUUUUUGAUGACUUUGAUGAAGAGCCGGAUGUAGAUGACGGUGACUAUUUUGAGCAUAGUGAUUUUGUUCUAGAAACCAAAGAGUAUGAGGAAGUUAGUAUGAUUGAGCUAGAAUCUGAAAAAAUACUUCCUUCUAUUUUUCAACCACCAAAGUUGGAAUUGAAGGUUCUUCCGAGUCAUUUGAAGUAUGCUUACUUGAGUAAAUAA
Molecule: messenger RNA, 885 nt
Organism: Zingiber officinale
Lineage: Eukaryota; Viridiplantae; Streptophyta; Magnoliopsida; Zingiberales; Zingiberaceae
Exons: 1
Coding region: 1-885 (294 amino acids)
Source: RefSeq, a predicted model, not a curated record